AAAAAUGGCAACUAAUAAAACAGAUGAGCGUAAUCAAGAAGCUACAAUUUAUGUUGGAAAUUUGGACGAAAGGACCACUGAUGCGAUUUUAUGGGAACUUUUUCUUCAAUGCGGGCCAGUUGUUAAUGUUCAUUUACCAAAAGAUAGGGUUAGCCAGACACACCAGGGAUUUGGGUUUUGUGAAUUUUUAACAAUAGAAGAUGCGGAUUAUGCAUGCCGUAUUAUGAAUCAAAUUAAGCUUUAUGGGAAACCUAUUCGUGUAAACAAAGCAAGUGCAGACAAAAAAAAUACCAUUGAAAUAGGAGCGGAGCUGUUUGUUGGAAAUCUGGAUCCUUUAGUUAAUGAAAAAAUUCUUUAUGAUACUUUUAGCAUCUUUGGAAUGUUAGUGGCACCUCCGAAGAUUGCUCGAGAUGAUAAUGGACAAUCUAAAUGUUUUGGUUUUAUUUCUUUUGAUUCAUUUGAAGCAGCGGAUGCAGCUAUAGAAGGGAUGAAUAACCAAUUUCUUAUGAACAAAUCUAUUACUGUUAGUUAUGCUUUUAAGAAGGAUGGAAAAGGCGAACGACAUGGUGAUCAAGCAGAACGACUACUUGCUUCCCAAGCUCGCAAAAAUAAUGUUAAUUUACAAUCGACAGGGAUUCCAGCGCUCCCUUCUGGGUUUACAGGCCAGGUUCCUAUUGGAUAUCCCGGGCAAAUUCCUCAAAAUCCGGCAGGAUUUUCUCAACCACCUAUGGGAUAUCUUUAUCAAAAUUAUCCAGGGACUAUCCCACAAGGAUAUGUACAACAACCUCCUGCAACAGGUGUUCUUCCUAUGAUGAAUUCAUAUCCUGUUAUUCCUCCGCCUCCUCCACUUUCAAAUUUUGGGAGGUGAUAUUUUGAUAUUUAUAUUUUUCCUAUGAAUGCAUAUUAGAUGGAGAG
Messenger RNA from Pneumocystis murina B123, 915 nucleotides. RefSeq lists its product as hypothetical. The record is from RefSeq and is a predicted model, not a curated record. The transcript is spliced from 6 exons. Lineage: Eukaryota; Fungi; Ascomycota; Pneumocystomycetes; Pneumocystales; Pneumocystaceae. Gene Ontology annotation, molecular function: RNA binding. The coding region runs from base 5 to 868 and encodes 287 amino acids. Gene Ontology annotation, cellular component: U12-type spliceosomal complex; nucleolus. Gene Ontology annotation, biological process: positive regulation of mRNA splicing, via spliceosome.